AUGAGGGAAGGCAGGAAUCUGACAAGAAAGGAGAGCAUCGCCUGCAGGAAUUUCAAAGAAAAUCGAAACCAGAGACAGUUCAUUGCUAUGAAAGCCACUGGUUUUGAGAAAGUGCAAGUUGCCGACCUUGCGGAGAUGACACUGGUCGAUAACAGAAUCUCCAUUUGGUCUGCUGGAGAUCUCGGAAAUGGGGGUCUCAAUGGGGACUAUCAAGGAGAACCUCAGCUGCUGUGUGACAUCAGGCACAACGGUGAUGUUAUGGACAUGCAGUUUUUGGAUCAAGAGAGAAUUGUGGUUGCCUCAUCAACAGGAGCUGUAACCAUAUUCCGUCAUCAUCAAAAUAACCAGACUUUAUCUGCCAACCAGCGGUGGGAGAAAGCCCAUUAUCAUGUGGAUCAAAGCACAUCUUGUGGUGGAGCAGCAUGUACUGGAGUCAUCUGCAACAACCCAGAAAUUGUCACUGUUGGAGAAGAUGGUAGGAUAAAUCACUUCCGAGCUGACCAAAAGGAUCCAGUAAGAACUAUAGACAAUGCAGACAGCAGUACGCUCCAUGCAGUGACUUUCCUUCGUACAACCGAGAUCUUGACAGUAAAUUCAAUUGGACAGUUAAAAAUAUGGGAUCUCAGACAGCAAGGAAAUGAGCCAUCUCAAAUAUUUUCUUUGACAGGUGACAGAGUUCCACUGCACUGUGUGGACAGGCAUCCCAAUCAGAGGCAUAUUGUGGUCACAGGGGGCCAGGAUGGGAUGCUAAGUAUAUGGGACAUCAGGCAGGGUACUAUGCCAGUGUCCCUGCUAAACGCUCAUGAAGCAGAAAUGUGGGAAGUUCAUUUCCAUCCCUCCAACCCUGAUCACUUAUUUACGUGUUCUGAAGAUGGAUCUCUUUGGCACUGGGACACUUCCACAGAUGUAUCUGAAAAACCAUCUUUUCUUCAUCAAGGAGGAAGAAGUACUACCUAUUUUUCUCACAAUACCAUUAACCAGUCUGUAAUAAGUGCCUGGCUAAGCAAUGAUCCUACCAAAGACCGCAUGGAAAUCACCAACUUAAUUCCAAAUCAGACUUUGUCUGUGAAUAGUUUAGAUGUUUUAGGACCAUGCCUAGUAUAUGGUACUGAUGCAGAGGCUAUUUAUGUGAACAGACAACUUUUUGCAUGAGGUGGCUCCAGUAUCUCUUUGAAGUACUGAUCACCUUGAAUUACUGGGAAAUGUCAGGUUUUUUAUUUAUGAUACUCAUGAGUUUGUUAUCAGUGGGUGAGGGAGAGGCCUGUUGUGUGGCCCUGGUACUGCAGAAGAAAUGUAAGGUACCUCAGAUUCUGAAAGCUGUCACUUAUUGAUCUUCCAGGAUGGGUAAC
Chaetura pelagica (chimney swift) is the source of this 1349-nucleotide messenger RNA. RefSeq names its product nucleoporin 43kDa (gene NUP43). The transcript is spliced from 9 exons. NCBI's taxonomy places the organism in Eukaryota, Metazoa, Chordata, Aves, Apodiformes, Apodidae. The record is from RefSeq and is a predicted model, not a curated record. Bases 1 to 1152 code for a protein of 383 amino acids. Gene Ontology annotation, cellular component: nuclear pore outer ring. Gene Ontology annotation, molecular function: protein binding.